CACAUUACACCGUGUUAUGCCCUCCUGGUUUGUAUCCCUUUCAACAGGUGCUUGCUGAGUCCAGUCCUGCCCGGUACGGCUUCCUGUGGCGCUGGUUUGAUGAGAUCUAUGUCCUUCUGGACGUGCUGCUCCAGCAGCACUACCUGGCCACAUGCAGUGCUUCCUUUUCUGAAAACUUCUACAGCUUAAAGAGGAUCCCCACAGGAGACAGCAGACAGCAACCUCUGGCCACUGCUGGCCUGCCAAGGAGGCAGCACUGGAAGUCUCUCCUCUUGCUGGUUCUUGUUCCUUACCUGAAGGGAAAGCUGGAGAAACUGGUGUCCACCCUGAGGGAAGAGGAUGAGUACUCCAUCCACCCUCCCUCGUCGUCCUGGAAGCGCUUUUACAGAGCCUUUCUAGCUGCCUACCCCUUUGUAAACAUGACCUGGGAGGGCUGGUUUCUUAUCCAGCAACUGUGCUAUAUCCUGGGGAAGGCUCAGCAUCAUUCCCCCAUGCUGCGCCUGGCUGGGGUUCGCCUGGUCAGACUGACAGCGGAGGAUAUCCUGGCCCUGGAGAAGAAACUGGGGGGAACCACCUCACAUCAUACACCCAGCAUUAAAACCCGGGUGCAGUCAGCAGUGAGGAAAGCCCUGGGUGGCAUCGCCGUCUCCCUGUCCACUGGGCUGUCGGUCAGCGUGUUCUUCCUCCAGUUCCUGGACUGGUGGUACUCCUCCGAAAACCAGGAGACCAUCAAAUCUCUGACCUCUCUCCCGACUCCUCCACCCCCCGUGCACCUCGACCCCAGCUCCACUCUCCUGCCCAAGCUGAAGACUGUGUGUCCCCUGUGCCACAAAACCCGCGUCAACGCCACAGCCCUGUCCACGUCCGGCUUUGUCUUCUGCUACCGCUGCGCGUACGGCUACGUGAAGGCUCAUCAGCGCUGCCCCGUCACGGGCUAUGCCACGGAGCUGCAGCAUCUUGUCAAACUGUACUCUCCUGAGAGCUGA
Nestor notabilis (Kea) is the source of this 986-nucleotide messenger RNA. It is a transcript of the gene PEX12, whose product is annotated as peroxisomal biogenesis factor 12. The annotation marks the transcript as partial. NCBI's taxonomy places the organism in Eukaryota, Metazoa, Chordata, Aves, Psittaciformes, Psittacidae. The transcript is spliced from 2 exons. Gene Ontology annotation, molecular function: zinc ion binding; protein binding; ubiquitin-protein transferase activity. Gene Ontology annotation, biological process: protein monoubiquitination; protein import into peroxisome matrix. Gene Ontology annotation, cellular component: peroxisomal membrane; peroxisomal importomer complex. The record is from RefSeq and is a predicted model, not a curated record.